Messenger RNA from Diaporthe citri, 1341 nucleotides. RefSeq lists its product as uncharacterized. The transcript has a single exon. Bases 1 to 1341 code for a protein of 446 amino acids. Lineage: Eukaryota; Fungi; Ascomycota; Sordariomycetes; Diaporthales; Diaporthaceae. The record is from RefSeq and is a predicted model, not a curated record.
AUGUCGGCCGUGCCAGCCUGGAAGCGAUUGGGCCUGAAGCUCAAGGGAGCCAGUUCGGACGGAAGCCCUGCUGCCACCGUUUCGCAACCCACGACCACAACAACCUCCGCCCCUCCCUCAGGCCGCUUCGCACACCACCAGCAGCGAUCCAACUUCAAUGCAGACGGACAGUACGGAACACCGGCCUUCAAUAAGAGGAAGCAGUUCCCCUCCGGCUCGUACCCUGCAUCAGACAACAAGCGCCCUAGGUGGAACGACUCUGAUUUCACACCCUCCAAGAAGUCCGUCUCCUUCUCGCAGGACACCAAAAAGGCGGCUCCCAAGAAACCAAAGCCAGCCAAGAAGAAGAAGGCUUCCAAGCCACAGUCAAAUCCACAGCCACAUGAUCUCACGCCCUCUCUCGAGUACCUCAGGACGUGGCACAAAGCCCGCGAUGCCUGGAAGUUCAACAAGAACCACCAGACCUUGUUGUUAAAGUACAUGUACAAGGCCGAAGCACUGCCGGCGGCGGACAUUGACGCAUUCUACCUAUAUAUCAACGACAUAAAAGGUGGCUCUAGGACCAGGCUGAUUGAACAGGCAGAGGAGGUGAGGAAGAAGGACAUGGAAGCCGGACCCAAGGGGUUCCCAGAGGGCACCAAGGGCGCGGAGGAGAAGCAAGGGCAGUACGAGGAGAUGGUAGCCGAGCUCUUGAAGGAGAAGGACGAGGCGGAGGGUGGCAGCUCCACCGGAGCACCCAAGAGAAGUUUCGACGAGGUGGAAUUCACCCUGCGGACGGUCGACAAAGAUGUCCAGCAACGCCUCGUGAAGCGCAUGCGUGCAGAAAUGGUCGUCGACGUUCUUAAAUCCUCAGGCGGCGAAGACGAUGCCGCAGCACCUUCGGCCAGCACGACCAACGCCACAUCUUCGAGGGUCAAGGUGCCUGUCCUAAAUGGUGCCGACGCAAAAGCAACCGGCGCUGAGGGCACGAAACAGAAGACUAAGAGAAGGAAGAAGCUGCGCACGGCCGACACCGACAGCAGCAGUUCCGAAUCAGAGUCAUCUUCGGAUUCAGACAGUGACUCAAGCUCUGAUGGCUCUGAAGCUGAAGCCGAAGCCGAAGCCGAUAAUGCCAGUGAUAGCAGCUCAUCAUCCUCGGACUCUAGCUCGGACGAGGAAUCGGAAGUCCCAAAUGGGCGCGCCAAUGCCGAAACCUCUUCCUCGAGCAGCUCCUCUUCGGAGUCAGGGUCUGAGGAUGAGUCGUCCGCCGGUGCAGCUGUUGCUGGGGACGAUGACACGUCGGGAAGCGAUGGUGACAGUGAGAGCAGUGACAGCGACAGCGACAGCGAUGAUGACGCUUAG